Molecule: messenger RNA, 7561 nt
Organism: Bicyclus anynana (squinting bush brown)
Lineage: Eukaryota; Metazoa; Arthropoda; Insecta; Lepidoptera; Nymphalidae
Gene: pdm3
Product: POU domain, class 6, transcription factor 2
Exons: 14
Coding region: 558-2372 (604 amino acids)
Biological process (GO): regulation of transcription by RNA polymerase II
Molecular function (GO): RNA polymerase II cis-regulatory region sequence-specific DNA binding; DNA-binding transcription factor activity, RNA polymerase II-specific
Source: RefSeq, a predicted model, not a curated record
AAAAAUGGUGCGGGCGGGUAUAGCGGCGCGAGAAAGAGACGAACGAAAGGCGGGUUGGCCGAGACCGCUGCCUUCUUCUCUUCGACUUACGCCGAAUCGCGACUAGUGAACGUCAGCGUUCUGACGUGGACGGCCGUAUCGCGUUCGCCGGGCUCCGUUUGACAGAUACAAAAAAUAUUGUUUCGCGCGUCUUUUGACAGAUAAAACUAAACUUUUUAGUGCGUUCGGAAACUGGACUGUAUAUUUUGGUGUUGUUUACUGGUUUUUACUAUAAAGGAGACAUACUUGCAGUGUAAUUACCGGCUUGGAGUGGCCGUUGAAACGAUUUAGAGUGAUGAAUCAGCGAACGCCGGCUAAUUAACAUCGUCACUGUUACGAAAACAAAUCUUAAUACUUCCACCUAUUAUUAAUUGAACAUUUUUCGGCGCUGUGUUCCGGACGGCGGCAAGCUGUUUUACCCCUACCUGAAAACGUCCUCCCUACAAAGGGACUUUCUAUUUGCCAGUGGCUCCGGUAACCACCGAUGGGAUAAGAACGAGUCGGGAUGCGAGGCUGAUAUGCUCGAGGGCGCGGAGGGGGGUCGGCACUCGCCGCCCCGGCCGCAGCAAGAGCCCAUCAACCUCAAGAAUGAGCAGGCGGAGUCGGACCGUGAGAGCGGCGCGAGCUCCCCGGACGGCGGCGGGGCGCGAGCGCCGCUCGCCGAGCCACGCUCGCCGUCCCCGCGCGCGCGCUCGCCGCACCAGCCGCACCAACCGCACCAACCGCACCAGCCGCACUUGAAUGGCUCCAUGGCAUCGAUGUUCCAAAACCUGCAGAACCUUGCCAACAUGCAGCAAAGUAUGCCGCAACAGAUGCAGCAGCAAAUGUCCCAGCAGAUGUCGCAGCUGGCUGCCAACCUCCAGGGCCUGACGUCAAUGCCAUCUAACCCUGUCAUCAAUUCACCGCUUAACUUGAGCGUUAGUGCUCCAGGCAUGGGGUCGCCCAACCCAGUGGCGAACAACAAUAUGCUUCCGCCUGCGAUGCCGUCACCGAUGCCGCAGCUCAUCCUGGCUUCGGGCCAGCUCGUCCAGGGGAUACAGGGGGCGCAACUACUCAUACCCACCUCCCAAGGCAUCGCAACUCAAACCAUCUUAACGAUCCCGGUCAACCACGUAAACUCGAACGACCAGAUGGUGAACUUAGCAUUAAACAACGGCCAAGUCGUCUCCACAUCGCUGGCCAACCUCCAAGCGAUGGCCCAACCUCACCAACUACUCAAUUCCAACCCGCAACAAACGCCAAACAUUCGGCCAAACAUGCUGAACUCUACGUUAUCAAAUGCUCUGCUAAACCCUGGUUUGCCAAACUUUCUGUCCAACGGCGCAGCCAAUGCCCAAGAGUUGCUACACGCGUUACAGCAACAGCAACCUCAGUCGAACCACAACCUACUGCAAACAGUUCAGCAAAACAACCAGCAACAUAUGCCGCAAAUGCCAGGCAGAAGGUCCUCGUCUCCAAGGCCUGAGAGGCAUUACAAAGAACGGGAAAACUUCGAGAGGUACACGGGUGUAAAGAGAGAAAGGAGCGAAAUAGACAACGCGGGAGCAGCAGUUUUAAAUAAUAUUAACAGGCUGGCAUCAUCCAACGGUGAGAUCACCAUCACGACGUCGCACUCCACCGCCGGCACGACCAGCAGCGCUGGCAGCGUUGGCUCCGGACCAACGGCCUCGCCGCAUCCCCCCCUCAAACUGUCCCCCAGCUCCGUGAAGUCCCCACCUCAAGAUGACGGGGAUUUGCUCGCUGAUUCACCAAAUCAACCAACGAUUAGCCAAUCAUCCGGCAACGUGGUGGACGGCAUCAACUUAGAGGACAUCAAGGAGUUUGCCAAGGCUUUCAAACUGCGACGCCUUGGCCUAGGGCUUACCCAGACCCAAGUGGGGCAAGCUCUCUCCGUCACCGAAGGACCCGCUUAUAGUCAAAGCGCGAUAUGCAGUGCCCUGGCUUCGCAGAUGCUAGCAGCUCAGCUGUCUUCACAACAACAAAACAUAUUUGAGAAAUUGGAUAUAACUCCAAAAAGUGCGCAGAAAAUCAAACCGGUGCUUGAACGUUGGAUGAAGGAAGCAGAAGAGAGGUACGCAUCAGGGCAGAACCAUCUCACGGACUUCAUAGGGAUGGAGCCGAGCAAGAAACGCAAACGGCGGACGUCGUUCACUCCUCAAGCGUUGGAACUGUUGAAUGCGCACUUUGAAAGGAACACCCAUCCGUCUGGCACUGAAAUAACCGGCCUAGCCCACCAGUUGGGCUACGAACGGGAGGUCAUCAGAAUAUGGUUCUGCAACAAGAGGCAGGCGCUCAAGAACACCGUACGGAUGAUGUCCAAGGGAAUGGUCUAAACCACACGUAGAAAUAAAUAACCAACACAUAACUGUUAAUGAAAAAUGAGUUAUAAUCAUCAGAUUAUGUUAACAUCGUACAGUAAUAUCCGAACUAAUUAAAACUGAUGUUAAGUCUUAUCCAAGAGUGAUACUAAAAUAUGGACCGUAUUUUAAUUAUCAGCAUGUUUAAACUGCUCACUGUGGGAGUGUUCCCUAAAGGAGAGGUUUUUGGAGUUUAGAUUCUCCAUGAUACACCUACGUGAGUUGGCGGAAUGGGUACCUAAUAAUAUUUAACUUUAAGUGAUGAUUUGCUAACUGUGGCCCUCAUAAAAAGGCACAAAGUCACUCAGCGGGCGAUGGAGCGAGCUAUGCUUGGGGUUUCUCUGCGUGAUCGAAUCAGAAAUGAGGAGAUCCGCAGAAGAACCAAAGUCACUGAUAUAGCUCAGCGAGUCGCGAAGUUGAAGUUGCAAUGGGCAGGCCACAUAGUUCGAAGAGUCGAAGGACGUUGGGGUCCCAAGGUUCUGGAAUGGCGAUCCCUAGGUGGGCCGAAGACAUUAAGCGGGUUGCAGGGAGCCGCUGUAUGCUAGCAGCUCGAGACCGUUUUGUUUAGAAGUCCAUGCAAGAGGCCUAUGUCCAGCAGAGGGCGUCCGUCGUCUGUUAAUGAUGAUGAUUUUCCAGAUGUAAUUGAUAAUGGCCGGGACCAACGAGUUAACAUGUUCUGCGGUGGUGUAACACCACCAAUACCUAACUCCAGGCUAAAAUGUUUUACUGAGAAUUUCUUAAAGGAAAGAUCAAGUCUAAGAAACCCGGUAAACCCGGUACCUCGUGAUCCAAUAGUGAGUUAAAGCAAAUCCUUAUUUUGUAAACCAACUCUUUUUAACCGUUGUAAUAGACGUAUUUUGUUUGAUACUCGCAUAUUCUAUUAUGUCCAAAAACCCAUAUUUGGUGAGCCUAUAUUAUCACUUACAGGAAACUAGUGUCCUAAUUUUUGGAGAAUUUUCCGCUGAUGUUGUCAUGGCAGUCAGUCGAACAGUUCUCCUUUUUAUAUGACAUCUAAGACAAAUAUUGAGUUAGAUAUAAUUGAUGAAAUCAUGUCUAUGACCAUAUAUUAGUAUCGCACUUGGUAAGUAAAUAAGAAAUAUUACAAAGCUUAGCAAAGGCAGCUAAGUGUGACUUUUCGCUCACUUGAACGCAAAUCUCAAAGUUGUGUCUCGUUAUUGCGAGCAAUGAGCGUUUUGUCCAUAUAAUAAAAUCGCAAAAUUAUAUACAAAAUCGCAGACAUGUUCGCCUUUUUAUAAUUUGCAUUACAAUAUUAUAUACUUGCUACGUAAAAUUUCUUUCCGAACUGGCCUUAUUCGAAUCAUGUUACGAUUCCAGCCAAUUUUAGUGACGUAAUACGAUUUUUUUAACUUAAAUAAAAUGUAAAUUAACAUUUCGACUGAUAUAUUCGUCUCGACGUAGCUACUUUUACAAUGAUAUAUAAACAGUAGUUUAAUAUAGGUGUUUAGUACAAAAUCAAAAACAAUUCGAUCGUCACAAUUUGGUAUACACUUUAUAUAUUUAUUUAAUUAUGUUUAGCACUCUAUGAGAGACAGUGGUGUGUACAACAUUUUUCAAACUUCUUGAUCUUAGGCUCGAGCAAAGGAACCACGAACAACCCUAUAAGACUAUUUUUUAUUUAGAACUAGCAGUGGAAUUCAGUUCUUCACAAAUCCCGUGGGAACCAAUAUUUUUUCUGUGAUGAGAAGUAGUUAAUCUAAAGUAUUGUCUUCGUUUCAAAUUUCAGUCUAAACGGUUCAGUAGUAGCGGCGUUAAAGAGUAACAAACAUCCAUACAAACUUUCGCGUUUAUAAUAGUAGUAGGAAGUAGGAAGUAGGAUUUGCCAUAUCCUGUGGCCAAUACAGCUUCCAUACUAAAACAACAAUUCAGAAUCCAGGACACGUCAUCCUUAAAUACAAUGGUUGAAAAAUACACGCAGUGUGUUUCGGAGGCCAGCGAGUCGGCCAUUCCGAAAAUCUCCCUAAAGAUGCCAGUUGGUAAAACACUGGGUGGACGGAUUUAUAGGCUGACCAGAAAAAUAAAAGACCUAUCCAUGUUGUGGAAAAAAGGAACUAAUAAUAUCUUCAGUUAGCUAGGCACCCCAAUAUAGAUUUUCUAUGUUUCUGGUGGUGCUAUACAAUUCUUUUUGUUUUAAAUUAUAGGGGUACCACUUAACGUGGCUAGUGCCUGUCGCACGGUGCCAUAGCAUGUUGCGACAGUUACUGCAGUUAUACUUGCCUUCUCAGAAUACAAAAAAAAACACUUCUGUAUUCUGAGCUUGCCUUAGUAGAUAUAGCCUGACCCGACAAAAGUACCUCACUCUGUUGCGGAAAAAAAUGGAACCAAUCACCAUUCUAACUACAAUCCAAGUUUUCUAUAUUUCUGGUCAGGUUAAAUAAUCUUUCCUACAGUUCCUUUCAUGUAGGAUGGAUGAAUAUGACAGUACGUUUCAUACAGGCGACUGUCACUGCUCCCAUGCUAUCUAAAAACACUUUACAUUAGAUUACGGUUGUCGUAGUAUUAUAACGUCAACGUAAAAUAGACCUAAACGGCUUUGUUUUGAACUCGUAAUUUUUUCCUCUGCGCAUUAAAUUUACAAAUGAUGCCCUUGGGAGCUGGCUGUAGAAAAGUGGAUAAAUUCAAGCUUUAAAGUAAGACUUUUAGGUCUUACCUACUUUGAUAUAAACAUAGGCUGAGCCUCGAUACCUACAUACUUACUAAAACAAAAAUGUGGGUGCACGCCACUGUUCUAUUAAUGUGUAUGGCAAUUUGCAACUUUGCAAUAAUCCGCAAAAAAUGUUUUACAAAUUAUGUGAUGGUUUGAAAAAGGUUUUGCUUCUAGAAAUUAAUAUUUUAAAAUAAAAUUUCAUGUUCUAGUAUGAUGCAAAAAUUAUGUAAACCAGUUUGUAUCUAAGCUUUUGGUUUGGUUAGUACAACAAUGAUUUCUUUUAUUUUCCCGACAAAUAUAAAAAAUAUGUAUUGCCAUUAUAGCCUUAAUGACCAUGAAUUCUCUAAAUACUCUAUGAUAAAAUCAUGAGCAUACUUACGUAACUUUUUGUGGUUAUUCUGGUAUUUAAAAUUUCUGCAGAUUAUUGCAAAGUCAUUUUAUAGAUUUCAAUUAUUCCUAUAAAAUUAAUAGUGAUGCAAUAAAACGAAAAUCGAUAAAUUUUAUAUCGAUAAAGUGUAUUAGUUUAAUGCAUAAUUUGCCGCUUACCAUGACAAACUAAUUAGGAGCGCCGGUUAAUUUUUAUUUAUAAUAAUGCAUUUUGUAAAUAAGUACAACAUUUUGGAAAUAAAACUCACGGCUAUAAAAGAAUGUAGUUUAUAGAAUACAUUAAUUUAUUGAAAUACUCUGAGUUGUUUCGUUUUACAUAGCGAAUGUUGCACUUUAUAGUUUUAGGGUAAAAUAACAAUAUUAUGAAAGUAGUAAAAAUGUGUCGUCAAUCUUAGUGGCCUAUUAAUUUUCUUUCGAUUAUUAUUAGUUUUUUGUUAAUAGAUAGGUUUAAAAGCGAUAUGUAUAGAAUAAUUACGUGCAUUGUCGUAAAUUGUAAAUAUUGUUCUCGUGAAUUUAGUUUAUUAAAAUGUAUUAUUAGUUCUAUGUAAUUAUAACUGAACUAUAAGUUUAGCUUUGUAAGAUCUUUUUCUAGGUAUUUAAGUUAGAUAUUUGUUGCAAUAUAAUUAUGAUGAUUUUUCAUGAAAAAAAUAUGCCUUCGUUUCCAUGUUUGCAAAACUACGUAUUUGUUCAAUGCAAUUUUCUAUUAAAAAUACAAGUAACAGCAGGUCUGAGUUGGACCAAUAAACAAACUAUACUGUGCAUAAUAUUUGGGCAGCUCCAAAAAAAACUAAUAAAAUUGCCUCGCAUUUGGAAAGUAGAUUUCGAAAUAUUAUACUUAUAGAUUUUCAAAAAAAAUAUAAAAUUAUUAUAUAUGAUUUAAGAGUGGAGUUGCCCAAAAAGUAUGCACAUUUCUAUAAUUUUAUAUUAUUCACUUUAUUACGAUUUUUCACUUAUUGAACUUUACAUUCGAUACUUUUUUUUAAAUAUUUGAAUAUGUACUUAUAAAAUCGUAUUACUUAGGCUUUUAUCUAUGUAUUCAUUAAAUGCUAAUAUAAUUAUAUGUAAAUAAAUAACAAACUCAUUUCAAUAAAGACCCGCUGUUAUAUGUAUAACCGAUAGUAAUAAGGCUGUAAUUUAACGUAUGUUAAUGACCAAUGAAAACCAACUUGUGAUCAUUAAUAUUUGUACUGUUACCUACUACUUAACAAGAGUCGUUAAAAAAUAAUAUUAUAAAAUUGAACAUAUUUUUCGGCUGUUGAAAAAUUGUAAAUACAAUAUUAAGGAUAAUAAAAGAAAACUAUUUGGAUUAAUAUUUAGGAACAAAGGGAAAAAAUAUUAUCAAAAUUUAUAUUUUCAAAAAUUAUUACAAGUGCAAAAAAUGUGUAUUUAAAAAAAGAGGAAUGUUUGGCCAUAAUCAAAAUUUAUCGAGUACGCAUUUUUUAUCGACUACAACACACCACUACGCCCACAGACAAGCAGUACGGUAAACAGUGACUUAAGAAAAAAUUGUGCGAUGCGAUUUUGUACGUAAUGUACUUAUAAUGGAAUCAAGUGUUUCGUAUAGCGACUAUUUCAAUUUUUAAUCGUGUUAGAACUAAAUGGAUACCGUAGAAUAGUAAGUAUAUACAAUAUUCUGUGUUUCACUAGAUACAAUCAGUUUAUCAAUAUCCGAUAUUAGAAUCGAUUCGAAGCAUUCGAUAGUAACCGUGCUUUAAAUAUCGAUACAUUUAAAAAAUAAAAUACGAAACAUUUGACUCCUAACAAACACUAGCGUAAUAGAUCAGCAUAGAAUGCUAAGUACAAAUAAUUAUUUAACGAUAAACCACUAGUCCGUUACAUAUAAAACUAAUAUUAUGAAAUUUUAUUACGCGGCAAAAUCGCUUCGCACCCUGGUUUUCAUGAUCCGCAUGUAUUUAUAAUAAUAAUAGUUUAAAUUACAAUUAUUAAAAGUCUACUACACAUAACUUCAUCUGUAACACAUAUUCAAACCAAACUGUAACAGUAUACCUAUAAUAGUGUAUUAAUUUUUCUUCCUGUAAUGGUACCGAAUGGAUGACUAUGGCUGCGGGAUUCAGAAGAGAAGCAGAUUAAAGGCAGAUAACUGUUUGAACAA